CAAAUUAGCUGAGUUGGCAACAUCAGUAGCAACGUCUGGAAAUUAGUCACUUUCAUUUUAUUUUUAGUUAGAUAUUUAAAGAAUAUUUAAGCAAUUUAUAAUUAAAGUUUGCUGCACUACAUAAAAUCAACAAUUAAAAAUGCAGGACCCCAACGAAGAUACCGAGUGGAAUGAUGUGCUGCGUGCCAAAGGAAUCAUCGGGCCAAAACAAAAGGAGGCUGAGAUCACAGAAGAUCAAAUCCAGUCGCUAAUGGACGAUGCGAUACAACGCCGCACAGAUCUGCCCCUGCAGGAGGGACAGCGGGAUAAGAAUAUCGAUGACAUGUCGCUGGAUGAACUGGACGAACUUGAGGACUCCGAGGAUGAGGCAGUGUUGGAGCAGUACCGCCAACGUCGCAUUGCUGAAAUGCGUGCCACCGCUGAGAAGGCAAGAUUUGGCAGUGUUCGGGAAAUAUCUGGACAGGACUACGUCAACGAGGUGACCAAAGCUGGCGAGGGCAUCUGGGCGGUACUGCAUCUGUAUGCCAAUGGUGUACCACUCUGCGCACUCAUACACCAUCACAUGCAACAGCUGGCGGUGAAGUUUCCUCAGACAAAGUUCAUGCGCUCCAUUGCGACGACUUGUAUACCAAACUUUCCAGAAAAGAACCUGCCCACCAUAUUCAUCUAUUAUGAGGGAGCGCUUCGCAAGCAGUUUAUCGGCCCCAUAGAGCUGCGUGGUGAGAAGUUGACUGCCGACGAGCUGGAGUUUAUGCUGGGUCAGGUCGGUGCGGUGCCUACGGAAAUUAAGGAGGAUCCUAAGCCUCAAAUCAGGGAUAAAAUGCUUGCCGAUUUGGAAGAUAAGAGUGCGGACUUUUAUUAAUUCUGUGAGACAUAAUCUCAUUUCAUAUUUCAUGUCAUGUUCUAGUACAAUUAUGGUUCUUUUGCCAAUGUGUGCAUUUGUUAACAAAAUAUAAACAGUUUACAUUUUCUACCA
Molecule: messenger RNA, 976 nt
Organism: Drosophila innubila
Lineage: Eukaryota; Metazoa; Arthropoda; Insecta; Diptera; Drosophilidae
Gene: viaf
Product: viral IAP-associated factor homolog
Exons: 2
Coding region: 140-862 (240 amino acids)
Biological process (GO): protein folding
Cellular component (GO): cytoplasm
Source: RefSeq, a predicted model, not a curated record